Varanus komodoensis (Komodo dragon) is the source of this 5944-nucleotide messenger RNA. It is a transcript of the gene ASXL2, whose product is annotated as ASXL transcriptional regulator 2. Gene Ontology annotation, cellular component: PR-DUB complex. Gene Ontology annotation, molecular function: chromatin binding; peroxisome proliferator activated receptor binding; DNA binding. Lineage: Eukaryota; Metazoa; Chordata; Lepidosauria; Squamata; Varanidae. The coding region runs from base 1758 to 5780 and encodes 1340 amino acids. The record is from RefSeq and is a predicted model, not a curated record. The transcript has 13 exons. Gene Ontology annotation, biological process: positive regulation of transcription by RNA polymerase II; animal organ morphogenesis.
GUGACCAGGUAACCCUGCCAGGGUGCUCACAGCUGCCAGAGCAGGGCAUAACAUCAAUUGACAAUCUGAUAUAAUAGGUAAUGCAAGAAAAUAGCAAAUAACAUUGCAAAUUAAACAAAAUGAAGUUAAAUAAUCCAUAAGAAAAUACAAAGUAUUAAAUUAAAUUUAAUUAAUUAACCAAAAGCUUGUUUAAAUAAAAGUUAAUCCAGGCGUCUCCUGAAGAGGGUCACCAAGCCAGCCGAGGAGGUCAAGGGGGCAUCUGUGCUCCUCAGGUAGUCCGCACAGGUGGCUUGGUCGUUGUCCUUGUAUGCUGCCAACUGUCUGGCAGAGAUUUCCAGGUGGCUUCCAACAAGAAUCAAAACACAUUUCUUAAAAACAAUGAAACAAUAAGAGCACCAUAAUAGAACAGUGACAAUAUCAUAGUGGUAAUUUAAAUAAUGCAGUGAGUGAGAAGGACAACCAUAUUUAUUAUUAUUAUAACAUUUCUAUGCCGGCCCUUGCUGAAGCCUCGGGGCGGCUUACAGCACAAUAAAAUACAUUGAAAUACAAUAGAGUAUAAUAAAUUACCAUUAAAUACAAAAAUACAAAAAUACAUUGAGUUACAAACAUAAUAAAAUAAAAUUAUCAGUAUAAAAUACAUCAUUAACAUCAACUAAGCUAAGCUCAGUUCUCAAAAUGCCUCAUGGCGUUUUUGCCUGGCUCCAAAAAGAGAACAGUGUUGGCCCUGCAGGGCAUUGUGCUGCUCUGGGGGUGCGUCCGCGGAAUAUAUUAGAGGGCAGAACUUUGCCACCGAGCUCCAGGUAGGUGUGUCGGAUGUGGCUCGCCGCCUGCAUCCAGCCCGCCCUUCGGUGUGUCCUCAGGCGCCAGCGUGGCCCGGGACGUGGAGACCUCGUGCUCGGCCCGGCUGCCUUCGCGGCUCACGGGAGAGCUUUGGCCGGCCACUGAUUCUCGGGGCCAUGGCGAGAGCGACCUGCAGGGGAGGGCUCCCUGAGCAGCCAUGGGCUUCUUGUGGGAACUGUAGCAAGCAAAUACUCUGAUGAUGUAAAUUUCGUUACGCAUCCAGAUAAUACAUGCAUAAGGAAGAACAAAGAUUCAACAGCAACAGUCGUGUUCAUUGAAAGUCAUUGAAUGUGUUUUUCAAAAAAUAAGGAACGCAAGAAUCUUCUCAUAAAAUUAUGAUGAGAAUAAAUAGUAAUAUCAGAAUAAGAAUUUGCUUAGUUUAACCUUAUGAUCCAUCAGAAAUCAAAAGACCCAAGUAAAUGAAAGAGGUCAAAGGCAGACUGGGUGAAGAACCCUCCCGAGGCGUCGCUCGCCUCAUCGUGACUGCAUUGCACCGUUUUCCCUCUGAAAGGAACACGCGGUGGCUGCUCGCAACAGCCCUGUGAGGCUGGCUAGACUGGGAGUCAGUAAUGGGCCGGGUUCCCCAGUGAGCUUCGUGGCUAGGCGGGAUUAGAGCCAGUCCCCGGGUCCCAGCCCACCCCGCAAGGCCCUUCUGUGCGUCCCCCUGCCCUAUUACGAGGGAGCCAUCACCAUGGUUGAUCUGCCGAAUGCAGAAUUCUCUGCCCUGGCACAUUUGCUGGAAUGACAAUUUUGCAUCCAAAGAAGGCUUCUGUUUUGUUUGCUGCAGUAGUGGGAAGCUCCAGAUGUAGCCAGAUUCCGAUGCCCAUCUGCUCCAGGCAGGACAGGGAAUGGAGUGAGAAGAAGACGCUUCUGACCCUUGGAGAACCCGCUGAGACCCACCUUCACUGCAGCAGUAGAUGCUCAGACAAGGAGCCAUGCGGGGGAGAGGGGGAAUGGCCCCUUUCCGGCUCGCUGGAAGCAGGAAGGAAGGGCCUCGCUUCCGGGAGGCGGCCCCCUUCUCCGGAGGGCUCCCUGCCCCACGAGGUGUGGGCCGUGGCGGAGGAAGGAACCCGCUCCCCUCCGGCAGUGGGACCUCUCCUCUCGCUUGCCUGAACGCGAUGCUGCACACCAACUCCCGUGGGAGUGAGGGCAUUUUCUAUAAGGUCCCAGGGAGGAUGGGCGUCUACACCCUGAAGAAGGAUGUUCCAGACGGGUUGAAAGACCUCUCUGAGGGCUCCGAGGAGAGCAGCGACGUGCAGUCAGACUCUCCCACCUCCGAAAACAGCAGCAGUGGCGGGAGCAGCAGCAGCAGCAGCAGCGACCGGAGUAGCGUUAAGGAAGGGAGGAAAAGCAGGUGGCGAAGGAAAGAAUCCCCCAGGCUCUCGCAAGUGUCCUCCCCACAGCCAGGCUGCCCGUCUCCUUCCAUCGCGUCGGGUAAGGGCAUCUCGUCGUCGCAGAAGCUCAGCAAGAAGGCACUGAAGCAGGCCCUGAAGCAGAAGCAGCGGAAGCAGCAGCAGUGCCGAGCCAGCGUGCCCGUCUCCUCCGGCCACAGCCUCCUGCAGCCGCACCACUCGCGGUCGGCCGGCCACUCGGCCCCGGCAAAACCCGCCUGGGAAGGGAAGCCACCCGACGGACACUCCAGCAGCUCCCAGAACUCGACUUCCAGCUCCUCUCCUUCCAUCAAGGCAGAGCCCUCGUUGCCGGUCCUGGGGAAGAAGCCCUUCCAGAGGUCUGAGCGGCUCCACGCAAGACAGCUGAAGAGGACGAAGUGUGCUGAAAUAGACGUGGAAACGCCAGACUCCAUCCUGGUGAACACCAACCUGCGGGCUCUGAUCAACAAGCACACGUUCUCGGCGCUGCCCGUGGACUGCCAGCACCGGCUGCUGCUGCUGCUCCCCGAGGUGGACCGGCAGACUGGGCUGGACGGCCUGAUGAAGCUGAGCGGCUCUGCCCUCAACAACGAGUUCUUCACCUCUGCUGCCCAAGGCUGGAAGGAGCGGCUGUCGGAAGGGGAGUUUACUCCGGAGAUGCAGCUGAGGCUUCGGCAGGAGCAGGAGAAGGAGAAGAAAGUGGAGCUGUGGAAGGAGCAGUUCUUUGAAAGCUACUACGGGCAGAGCUCUGGGCUGAGCCCCGAAGAGUCCAAGCAGCUGACGUCGUGUCCACUUGCCGCUCCGAGUCCAGCGGAGCCUGGGAGCCCCACGGCUCUCCCGCAGGCACGCGCACCAGUCUCUUCCGGGGCACCUGGCAAUGAAGAGGCUGCUCCCCCGGUGGGGGCAGAGGCCCAGGAGCCCCCGGUGCCGCCAGUCGGUGGCAGAGGAGAGGAGAGGGAGCAGCCCGGAGCCCCCCGGCCGGUGAAGCACGAAGAUGCCCGCGAGAGCUGCCGGAGCCCCCUUCGGCCUACCAGGGGGACCGAGGACCCCGCGCACGCGGAGCCGCCCCGGCCGGCCGGCCCGGAGUCUCAGGAGAAAGGCGGCGUCGGCAAGCCCCGAAGCCCAGCCGGGGCCGGCCCCGAAGGCGCUCGGGAGGCCGCCGGCGUGGAGCAGAUGGAGACAGGCGCCCGCUCCGCCAAGAGGAAGGCCGAGGCUCCGGGGGAGCUGCCGGCCGCCCCAGAGAAGCGCCCCCACGUCGCGGAGAAGGGCUGCUGCAGCCUGCCAUUUCCGGGCUCCCUGCAGCCCUUUCUCGUUGCGCCUGCGCCAAAGGUUCCUCCGCUCAGGAUCCCCUUCUCCAGGAUACACGGCGCUCCGGCCCUCCCCUCCGCCAGCCCGCUCCCCCCCCGGCCGGGCCUCCCACUCGCCACCACUGGUCCCCGAAGGACAGGGGCCCGGACUCUGGCGGACAUCAAGGCCAGGGCACAGAUGGCCAGGGCCCAGCGGGCCGCCGCCAUUGCUGCCGCCGCCGCCUCCGGGGCCACGGCGGCAUCCGCCGCAGGGUCUGUGCCGGGCCCCGGCCCCGGGGGCGGGGGCACGGGCGCAGCGGAACGGAGCAGCCCGGCCUCCGGCAAGCCCCACAGAACCUCCCCGGGCUGGGCAGGCCCCGGCAGCGGAGCGGAGCCCCCUGGGCCGUCGCCCCGCGGUCCGGCAGGGGGCUCCUCGGCAGCGGCUGCGGCUGCCCCACCCGCAGGCUGCGGCGGUGCUGCGAGAGCACAGCUACAGCCAGCGCCCCCCGCGCAGCCCCGGCCGGCCGGCGGGGUCCCUGGGGCGGGGCCUCCGGCCCCCUCCCGCUCCCAGCCCGCCGUAGCCAUCGCGGGCUGCCCCAGCCCUUCCGCCAGCCCAAGCAGGGGGGCCCCAUCCCCCGCCCUGCCCCCGGCCAGCCGGCCCCCGGAAGCCCCCGGCGAUGCUGCGCGCAGGACGGCCGGCCGGGCCACCCCUGCGUCCCCCGCUGCUGCCAGCACCGGCGCGUCUGGAGGCCGGGGCCCCCCCUUGCCCCCAGAGUGCCGGGCCUCAGCCGUGACCCCCGGGGCCCCUCCGCCCCCUCCCCUGCAGGGCGGUGUGGUGGCUGGAGCUGCUCCAUCCCCCGGCGCUUUGCCGGGAGCCCCCGGGCCCCGGCCCCCCCUGGGCGGCCCCGGGGCAAGCCGGAGCGCCCCGCCCAGCAAGGCCAGCGCCAGCAUCCCGGCGAACAACCCCCUCGUCGCACAGCUGCUGCAGGGCCAGGCGGUGCCCCUGGAGCGGAUCCUGCCCCGGCGCGGGGCGCGGGGCGAGGCCAAGCCUGCCCUGCCCCUGCCCACGCGGGAGGCCCUGGCCGCCCCCCAGCCCAGUCCCCCGGGAGAAGUGGGGGAGGGCCAGCCCCCCCUCGCUGCCUUCCCACUUGGGAAAGCGGGGGCGGGCUGGGGCAAGCCGCAGCCCCACGGCCCUCCCCCCGCCCCCUCCCUCCCGGGGCAGGAGCUGUGGAGCCCCGGUGCCCAGCCGGGCUCGGGCCGGGAGCCGCAGGAGCAGCUGCUGCAGACCCUCCUGCACCGGGCGCCGGCUCAGGGCCCCCCACGGGCGGUCUCCCCCCCGCCCCGCCUGCCCCCCCUACCCCUGGACCUCCUGCUUGAGGGCGGCUCGGCCGGGCAGAGCUUCGUGCUGGGCUUCGUGGGGAGACGGACGGCCCGGCCCGCCAUGUCUGGACACUACCUCCUGAACGUCUCCACCUACGGGCGCUGCUCAGAGAGCCUGCGGAGGAGCCUCGCCGUGCCCCUGGAGAGCCGCCGGAGCCCAGAGGGGCCACGCGUCCAGCUCGCUGAGCGGGAGCCGGCCGCCGGUGGGGGCAGCGGCGGGGGAGUCGCGGGCCAGACGGACCCCCCUGGAAGCGAGGCAGCCGGUCCCGCAGCUCAGGAAGAAGCGCCGGGCCUGGAGUGGGGCGGAGGCUGGACGGCGGCACCGGUGCGGCAGGCGGCAGGAACCCAGAAGGAGGGGGCCCCCCCUCUGCUCUCCGCGGGGCAGGGCUGCGCCGCCAGCGCCCCCGUGGCCCAGGACGUGGAGCAGGCGGCCCCCGCCGCGAGCGGGGACACGCGGCCCGGCAGCGGCACGGAUCUCCCCCCUGCCGGCGCUCCAGCGGAGCCGGCCCGCCCCCGGCCCGUGCCGCGCUCCCCCGCGCAGCCGCCCCGGCGGUUGGGCGGGCCGGGCUACAGCGGCACCAUCAACGUCUCCGCCUCGCCGGAGCUGCACCAGGAGGCGCUCCUGACGGGGCUGGCGGACCCCGACCGCAUGGGCGACGUGGUGUCCUUCUCCGUGACGGUGACCACCAUCCCCGCCGGCCAGGCCACCGGCCCGGGCGGCCACGAGCACCCGCUGCACAGCCAGGCCUUCUCGGACGGCGGCGGCGGCGGCCUGGCCGAGCUGCCCCCCAAGUGCUACUGCCGGCUGAAGGCCAUGAUCGUCUGCCAGGGCUGCGGCGCCUUCUGCCACGACGACUGCAUCGGCCCCUCCCGGCUCUGCGUCUCCUGCCUGGUCGUGCGGUAGCGGCCCGGCCAGCCGGCCGGCCCUCCUGGGCAGGGGGCCUCGCCCGCCCCGAGCGACAGAAGCACCUUGGCCGCCCGCCGCGCCUUGCAGAGACGAGCGUUUGCACUUAAGGAAUCAUGUAAAUACGUUGCUUUGUUUUGUCUUAAAAUUACUCUUUACCAGUC